Molecule: messenger RNA, 1426 nt
Organism: Cladophialophora immunda
Lineage: Eukaryota; Fungi; Ascomycota; Eurotiomycetes; Chaetothyriales; Herpotrichiellaceae
Exons: 1
Coding region: 1-1044 (347 amino acids)
Source: RefSeq, a predicted model, not a curated record
AUGGUCCAUGCUGAGAAUGUGAACAUGACUACCCGCUCACCGGCCACCCCUCCAAGUGCAGGAAAAGUCACCCUCCUCGUUCUCGGAGCCGGCUGGGUGUGGCAAUUUCUGGAGCCCUUCCUCCAAAAGUCAAACAUCACAUACGCCGCCACUACCACAAACGGGCAUGGAGGCACCAUCCCUUUCAAGUUCGAUCUAGAAUCGGACGACCUGGAGAAGGCCUUCAAGAGACUUCCGCGGGCAGAUUAUGUCCUUGUCACCUUCCCAUUGAAGGGGAAGGGGCCAUCGAAGAAGUUGGUGGGCAUGUACGCAGAGACACAUCGACAACACCACGCCGCACACUCUGGCUCGGCUACUACAGCGGGUCAAGGCGAUGAACGAAGCGAUGAAGUAGAAGCCACUACGGCUACAAGGACGAAAUGGAUCCAACUGGGCAGCACUGGGAUCUGGACAUCCCCAGGUUUCGUCGAUAGCAACUCGCCAAUCGAUCCGUCAAAUGAGAGGGGAAUUGCAGAAGAUGAGCUCAUCUCCUUGGGCGGUUGUGUGUUGAACCUUGCGGGUCUGUAUGGCGCACAGAGACAGCCUGGCAACUGGAUUGCACGGGUAGCAAAGACGAAGGAACAGCUUCGCGAGAAAGGGGCGUUGCAUCUGAUCCACGGGGUGGAUGUUGCAGGAGGCGUAAUUGGAGUCAUCAACGCAGAUCGCAUGGCGCCUGGUGAGACUGUCGACACCGAGCAGUUCAGGACGAGGCACUUGUUUGGCAGGAGGUGGAUUGUUGCAGACUGUGUGAGCUAUGAUUGGUGGGGUGUUGUGUGGGAUUUCAAUGGGGACUCAAGUGAAGACAGUCACAUAGACGAGGAAGACCCAGAACAGCUGGCGAAACUGGACGAAAGAACGAAGUAUCGACGUUGGGUGAUGGAGUUGAUGCAGGACAGUGGCGUGAGGGCGCUACCGAGGCCGCCGGAGGCACUGGGCAGGAAGCUGGAUGCCCGCGAGUUUUGGAAUGCGAUUGGAAUUCUUCCACAAAGGACAUUGAGGAGAUGAGGCCGCUUUGUCGAAGAGAAUUGGAUGUAGUCAGCACUUCGCCGCAUCGACUGGAUGUGACCAACGCCAUAUGUCCUCGACAGGAAGGUUCUGACCACAACACUCACUGCUACCACACCCAGCGUCACUUCGACGGCAUGGAAGCCGUCCAGGCAACCGCAUUCACCUCUACCGAGACAUAAGAGACAAACAUGAAGGUGGGGGCAAUCAAGAAGUUGCAAGGUGAACUGUAAACCUCCAAUCCAAUGCAAGUAGAAGGAGGGAAACCUGAGAAAGGACCAAACGGAAAGGAAGGGAUGCUCCAGAAUCAGGACCUUUGGCAUGCACGAACUAGUUAUGCCUCCGACCUAUAGCGAAGAAGCUCAAAUUCUGUACAUGGAGC